Fimicolochytrium jonesii is the source of this 2717-nucleotide messenger RNA. Its product is annotated as WD40-repeat-containing domain protein. Gene Ontology annotation, molecular function: protein binding. The record is from RefSeq and is a predicted model, not a curated record. The transcript has 4 exons. The coding region runs from base 235 to 2469 and encodes 744 amino acids. NCBI's taxonomy places the organism in Eukaryota, Fungi, Chytridiomycota, Chytridiomycetes, Spizellomycetales, Powellomycetaceae.
GCGGCCACCCGUCCUGCUCUUACUGGCAUUGGCGUCGCAGAAGUUCGUUGAGGGUGAAAUGAGGAGGUCUGUGACGAUAGAGGUCCUUAAGGGAAGCGUAGCAGAGUUCACCUGGAGCGACGCGUGGGCAAGUCCAGAAGCUUCAACAGAAGUUGGUUCCCAAUUCAGUCAGUUCCAAGUCAGUUUCCACUCCCCGUUGCUCUCACUGUAACCUGGCACUUGUUGCCUUUCAACAUGGGAACAGCUUGGGCCGAACGGCGGGUUCUGAGGCUAGGGGACACCCCGGCUUUGAGUCGGCACAUCAACGAUCUACCAGACGAGCUUUUCAUAAGCAUACUGGCGAACCUAGACCACAAUGAACUCAGACAGACGAUGCUCGUCUGUCGCCGCUGGAAGCGGAUCUUAUCGGACGACUCCUGUUGGCGAUCGGCUUUCCUGGUUACUUUCGGAGGGUUGCCUUUGAGACGCCUGGGCGAAAGCAGCUGGCGUAAAGAGUACAUGAAGCGGGUUCAAUUGCUAAGGAGCUUCCAGCGCGGAAAACACAUCGUUCAAUUCGAUCCCCGAGUCGGCACCGUUGACGAGCUCUUUGUCGAUUACGAGGACGGAAUCAUGUACUGCGGAUCAAUCGAAACGGGCAUGGUGGCCUUCUGCCAUCCUUCCACAGGCAGAGUAGAGAAAGGAUUCGUCUACUGCCAUCCUGAUAGAUUACCUCAACGAGUCUCCGCGCUGUUGCUUGAUCGAAGACGACUUGCGAUUGGGAGCCUCACCGGAAGCGUAUCGAUCAUAAUGGAUUUCAAGGAUAGGGCAAAUUAUGGGGUGCAAUCGAUGCCUGGCCCGCACACCGGGCCUGUCACCUGCUUGUCGUGGAUACCAAAUGUUCCGCACCUAUUUCUGAGUGGAAGUACCGAUGCAUCUGUCAAGCUGUGGGAUAUGCGGACGAUGACGUGUCGUUACACUUUCAAAGGAAUCGGCACAUCUGGAAUCACACAUAUAGUUUAUGAUAAGAAACACGGGGUAGUGGCUGGAAAUGCCGACGGCGACGUAACCAUUUGGGCUUUCGACGCUCAGAGUGCAGCGUCACCUUCGAAUCAAGCUGAUGCAGUGACUUUUGGAACCGCGCGUCUGCUCCCUCAGAAGGAUCGAUCGGUCGUCGGUCCCGUGGUGGCAAUGCUACAUGACCAGGUUGAGUCUACCCUCACAGUGAUGGCGUCCACAGGUGUUGUGGGCGACAUAUGUCGGUGGGACUUGCAAACGGGCCAAGCCAUGGAUAUUCUCACAGGAGGUCACUCAGCACCGAUAACGGCCGGCUCCUUCGAUUUGCCUGGUUCUACAUCAAUCACGAGCGGGAACGAUCGGGUGCUUCUAGCUUCAGGGGAUUCCUCGGGUACGGUAUGCAUCUGGGCCUUCCCCAGACGACCCACGUGGGAUAAGGAAGGUCCGGUCAAUGUUGUCAAACCGUUCCGGGCCAUCAAUGCCCAUCGUAGCGGAAUAACGCAAGUCCGACUCGAUCCGUUCAAAUUGGUUUCUGGAGGAGCAGAUGGCAGUGUGAAGUGUCACGACUUGCUGACGGGGCAAUGCAUCCGGACACUGGCUGUGAGACGCGCCCGUGAUGGAAACGAAGGGCCCGCAACUGUGGUGCAGGGGCAGAAUCGGCGAGGUGUGCGAUGUAUAUUUAUACAACACCACCAAGUGAUUGUGGGCAGCGGUGAUCACAUCAAGUGUUGGGACUUUGGAACGUACUCUGGUUCUGCAACGUCAGGGAAGGGGAAGAGAAAGAAGAUCUUUGCCACUGGUGGGAACAGGCAGGCCAACGUGAGGGCCGAACGCAACAUGAUGCAUUCGUAUCAACGUCACGAGAUUCGGACAGAGGUGGAGGAAGACCGCUUGGCGCGGGAUCAUGAUCGAGAAGUGGCGGAUCGUUUGACCCGACGCGCCAACAAACUGAACGGCACCGCUGCAUUUGGAGCGCAGCUCUCCGAGGAGGAGCUCUUUGAGCACGCGAUGAGAGUCAGCUUGCAAGAUUCACACUUGAUGUCUGCCCCGGCUUUGUACGAGGACGAUCUGAUGGAGGCUUUAGAAAGGAGUGUACUCGACAUUCGCCCAGACCACUCUUCAUCGACCCGAGAUGAGGAGGAUCUUGCCUUCUCCGAAGGCACAGCUUGGCAGGCCUACCAAGGAGUCGACAAUGAAUGGGAGGAGUUCCCUGCCCCAUCUCUACAUCGGCCAAGUAGUCACGGCUUAGUGUACGGUUCAAGCGCCGGAUCGUCUAGCUCGCAUGGGCGUCAUGAAGGGCGCUGGGAGCAGCUCAUGACCGGAUACGACGUGGAAGCGACGCGAAGGAGGAGUUCGCAUGGGAACGUGCAGGUUGCGAAUAGGUUACCUAGUAGCAGCGCUGGAUUCGAGGGAGUGCCUCGGAACGAGGAGGAGGAAUUGCAAUAUGUUCUUGAAUUGAGCAAAGUAGAGCUAUAGAUGGAAACAAACGAGAGGAUAGAAGUUAACGAGGAAUUCAGAGAUACACUAAAUCAUCAACCAGAAGCUUCUGAAGCGGCCCGUUAUGAGCAGCAUCACACCCCUGAACCGGAGUGAGGCUAAAAGAAGAUGGGUUCGGCUUGUUUAUUUGCAGCAUCUCCUUCUGGGGCGCGUUUUGUUCAAAAGUUAAUCGUUUUGUCAAAAAGUUUAUAAAGGUGGGGGAUCUUUAAAAGCCGCCGAGGCCCGCC